Molecule: messenger RNA, 1937 nt
Organism: Lasiosphaeria miniovina
Lineage: Eukaryota; Fungi; Ascomycota; Sordariomycetes; Sordariales; Lasiosphaeriaceae
Exons: 2
Coding region: 243-1898 (551 amino acids)
Biological process (GO): L-histidine biosynthetic process
Molecular function (GO): oxo-acid-lyase activity; imidazoleglycerol-phosphate synthase activity
Source: RefSeq, a predicted model, not a curated record
CGCUUUGCGGGGCUACUGUGACCGAGAGUAGCUCCACUCUGCGCAGGCCUGCUAACGAAACGAAAAAAUGCCCCGCCAUCGAAAGCGCCCCUCCAUCACCAAUUUUGAACAGACAGACCUUGAGUCACCCUCCGACGAGUCACUUUGAGACGUUCUUGGAAGCGGCUCUUCCCCACGACUUCGUCUCUCUUGAUGCACGCUUGGAAUUAUCCAGUUCAACCUUUUGGAGUGGACAAGACACGAUGCCGAAAGUCCACCUGCUCGAUUAUGUUGCUGGCAACGUGCGCAGUCUCGGCAAUGCCAUUGAGAAGAUAGGGUACGAGGUCGAGUGGGUUAGGACGCCCGAGGAGGUCGCAAAUGCUGAGAAACUGAUUCUCCCCGGUGUCGGCCACUUCGGCCACUGCCUCUCGCAACUGUCUUCGGCGGGCUACAUGCCUGCACUGCGCGCACAUAUUGAUUCGGGAAAGCCGUUUAUGGGAAUAUGCGUUGGGUUGCAGGCUCUGUUCUCUAGCUCCGCCGAGGACCCUGAAUGCUCUGGAUUUGAUGUUAUUCCUGGAACACUCGACCGGUUUGACGACGCAACAAAAGCAGUACCGCACAUCGGAUGGAACAGUGCAUCGUGCCCCACGAAUCCCACGUUAUACGGCCUGCGCCCCGACUCCAAGUACUACUACGUUCACUCGUACAAGUUUCCGUACAAUAAGGGGGAGCUAGAAGCUUUGGGAUGGGCUGUGGCCACUGCGACAUACGGCGGCGAGACCUUUGUGGGCGCCGUGGCAAAGGGCAACGUUUUGGCUACGCAGUUUCACCCUGAGAAAAGCGGAGUUGCGGGCCUGAGAACGCUCCGCGCAUUUUUGGACGGGUCUGGCGCUGCGGCAUUGGCGACGCAGUCUCCAGGGGCAACCAACGGCGUCGCGGAUACCCUGAUCGCACACGAAGGGCUGACAAGGCGUAUAAUUGCGUGUCUCGACGUGCGCACCAACGACCAGGGGGACUUGGUUGUUACCAAGGGCGACCAGUAUGACGUGCGGGAGAAGUCUGACCGGUCUGUAAGAAACCUUGGCAAGCCGGUCGAGCUUGCGAGGAAGUACUACGAGCAAGGAGCCGACGAGGUGACGUUCUUGAAUAUCACUUCCUUUCGCGACUGCCCGAUUGCCGACUUGCCGAUGUUGGAGAUUCUAAGGAAAACAUCGGAAACUGUUUUCGUCCCGCUGACGAUAGGCGGCGGCAUCCGGGACACGGUGGAUGUAGAUGGAACCAAGGUCUCGGCCCUCGAGAUUGCAACCAUGUACUUCAAGAGCGGAGCCGAUAAGGUAUCCAUUGGCAGCGAUGCCGUCCUUGCUGCUGAGGAGUACUAUGCGGGGGGGAAGUCACUGUUCGGGGACACUGCUAUCGAGCAGAUCAGCAAAGCAUAUGGCAACCAAGCGGUUGUCGUGAGUGUGGACCCCAAGCGGAUAUAUGUGCCCAGGCCUGAUGUCACACGCCACGCAACGCUGAAGACGCAAUAUCCCGGGCCAAAGGGGGAGCAAUACUGCUGGUACGCGUGUACCAUCAAGGGAGGGAGGGAGACCCGGGAUAUGGACGUUGUGGAGCUUACUCAAGCCGUUGAGGCGAUGGGUGCGGGAGAGAUCUUGCUCAACUCCAUCGACAAGGACGGCACGAACAGCGGGUUCAAUCUGGAGCUAAUUACGCAGGUCAAGGAGGCGGUUAGGAUACCUGUCAUUGCUAGCAGUGGAGCAGGAAUCCCUGACCACUUCCAGGAGGUCUUUGAGAAGACGACGACAGAUGCUGCUCUGGGCGCUGGAAUGUUCCACAGAGGCGAGUAUACUGUACAACAGGUGAAAGACUUCUUAGGGGCCAAGGGUCUCGUGGUUAGAUACUUUGAAGGAGACCUCUAGGCUAUGUCACCUCUAAUUCAUCACGUUAUUGGUCUGAGU